AUGAAGCUCUUACCACCGAUCGCCGCCGCGGCGCUUCUCCUCGUCGCCGUGGCGGUAGCGGCGCGCGUGCCGGCGGCGAGCGCGGCCGGGUGGGUGGAGCUGGACCUCACGCAGACAGGCGCGGCCAGUGACGCGGCGCUCGCGCAGAGAGCGGCGGGAAUCGCGGUGGAGCAGUACAACACACAGACGAAAUCUGCCCUGUCGCUCGCGGCAGUCAAGUCUGCGGAGGUAUUUGUGCCCGCUGACGUGGGGCGGAGAGCCGUCAUACGCGUGGCCUUCACUGCCGGCGAGGAGCAGGGCGUGUUGAGGAGACUGCUGCGCGGCCCUGGCAGCACAGUCGCGUCAUCCUCAUCGCUCUCCACCACUCUCUUCCUCCGCCACGCAGCCGCGUUCUUGCUCUCCUCCCUCUCCUCCAUCCAAGGUGCCUAA
Closterium sp. NIES-65 is the source of this 429-nucleotide messenger RNA. The record is from the annotation of a GenBank genome assembly. Lineage: Eukaryota; Viridiplantae; Streptophyta; Zygnematophyceae; Desmidiales; Closteriaceae.